Messenger RNA from Fusarium vanettenii 77-13-4, 1101 nucleotides. RefSeq lists its product as uncharacterized. The coding region runs from base 1 to 1101 and encodes 366 amino acids. NCBI's taxonomy places the organism in Eukaryota, Fungi, Ascomycota, Sordariomycetes, Hypocreales, Nectriaceae. The record is from RefSeq and is a predicted model, not a curated record. The transcript has 2 exons.
AUGGCUCCUGGUUUUUCUGGGAACUUUCGCACUUUGUGUUGUUGUGGGAACCUCGGUUGGUCUCGUGUUAUCCAAGAGUCACGGUGGCGAGUUCACAUAAGUCUCCGGUUCGCGUUCAGCACCGGUCUCGAAACUCACAUGGCUGUCUCUAGCAAGCCGGAGCCGACUCCUGCUAUCUCUUCCUCUGCUAUGGCAACCUCGACAUUCGCCUUCGGGGCCCCCACCGCCGUUUCCGAGUCUCUUCCGCCAUCGGCAUGUCUGAGCUCCAUGUGUCCUCAGAUGCUAAGUGCUGCUUCUUUUGGAAACCCUUCAACCACCUUUCUUUUUGGACGUGGAGCUGAUCAGGCUAUCUGGUACCGUCAGGCCGAUGAGCAAGGAUGGAUAACAAGAUGGACUAGCCUCGGUGGUGCCUUCAUCAGCCCACCUACAUCCUUGUCAAUCCGCGAGGGCAGGAUAGAUGUCUUUGCGGUCGACCAAUCCCAAGAGGUCCGGUUCAAGUCCUUUCAGGAGGGUAAAUGGCCCUCAGCCACCACCUUCGGCGUUGAUAAGCUGAGUCUCGUCUGCGUCGACGCAGACCAUCGUCCGCAACUGAAAUACUACAAGGGGCGUUGGGGUCCGAGCAUCUCGGAUUGGCAAGAUCUCGGCGAUUGGCUGUUCAAUACACCUGCAUUAGCCUCUGCGGCCCUCGACCGGGUAGAUAUGGUGGGAUACGGCGUUGUGGAAGGGCAGAUUGGGGGUGGUCAGCGGGGAUCCAACUACUCGAUGAUCUACAAGCGGUACAACACAACGGGGUGGCUGGAUUGGGAAGGGGGCUGGGGUUCCUUCAAGGGAGAUCCGGGGAUCGCUGCCGUAGCUAGCGAUCAGAUCGAGUAUUUCGGCGUCGAUAGGAACGGUGCAAUGUGGCAUAACGCUUGGCUACUAACUGAGAGGCUGGCUUCGGCUAGUGCUCGCCGUGGCACUAACUUGACUAACUUGCCCCCAGAAUAUACUGACCCUGAGAACUUGGGGGGUAACUUCACAUCUACGCUGUUCGUAUUUGCCACUAGCAAGUUGCGGCUCGACGUCCUCGCAGUGGGCACUGACGGCUGCCUCAAGCACUAG